AAAAAAAAUGUAAAUUUGUAUAUUUUUCUUCUUUGUAAAUUUAAUCCUUUUAAUUAUCUUUUUUUCCCCAAAUAUAUUGUUAAUGAAAAAGGGAUACCCUUAACCCAACCGUCUAUUCUGUCUCCAUCAACGACCGCCAUUCUCCCACGACAGAUCUCCCAACUUUCACAAUCAUCGAAUCUCCAAUUUUUUUUUUCCUUCCUUCGAUUCGCCGAUUUUUCUCUCCCUUCGGUGCUUUUUCUCCCAUUCGUUCUUUUAUUUAAUUUACUAAAUAGUAAUAUUUUGCUGAGCGCUUUUAUUUUCUGAAAAAAUUGGUGUAAUUUGGGGCAUCAUUGAGCGAUUGUUUGGAGAAGAAGAGAAGGACAAAGUGAAAGGGACAGAAAAGUAAAUUCAAUAUUUGUUUUUUAAUUUUGUAAUGAGAAUCGAAGGAGAAGAAGAAUGAACGAUGCCGGUACUGCGUAGCGGAACACGCAGGGGCCGGGCAGCAGCACCGAAGCAACAGCAACAGCCCAAUCCGAUCGAGGUGGGGGAAGCGAUUGCGACGCGAACUAGGCGGCGGAGGAGGGCGGCAGAAGCUGCGGCCGCAGCAGCAGUAGCUGCGCCAGUGACGAACAAUAACAACGGCGAAGACGAGAAUAAGAAUAAGAAACAGCCGGCUCUGGGGGUCAAUGAGAACGUAGCUUUCGCAGCGGCUGGGGAAGCGGCAGUUAAGGAGGAGGAGGAGGAUAAUAAUAAUAAUAAUAAUAAUAAUAAUAAUAAUAAUAAUAAUAGGGUUUUAGAGGAGGGGGAAAGAGCAGAGAAAGAGGAGGUUGGGGAGAAGCCGAUGGACGAGUUCCAUAGCGGAGGAGGGCGGAGCAAUGAUAAAGGUAAUGCUGGUGAGGAUGAAGGCAGCACCGCACGGCUUCCUGAAAAGGUUCAGGUUGGGGGUUCCCCAGCGUAUAGAAUUGAAAGGAAGUUGGGCAAGGGUGGCUUUGGACAGGUCUGUGUAGGUCGGCGUGUUUCGGCUGUAAAUGCAAAUGAUAGAAAUGGCUCUGGGGCUGUAGAGGUUGCCUUGAAAUUUGAGCAUAGAAGUAGCAAAGGAUGUAACUAUGGACCGCCAUAUGAGUGGCAAGUUUACAACACUCUUGGUGGCAGUCAUGGUAUACCCCGAGUACACUAUAAGGGCCGUCAAGGUGACUAUUAUGUCAUGGUUAUGGAUAUGCUAGGCCCAAGUCUGUGGGACGUUUGGAAUAAUAACUCUCAUACGAUGUCCAUCGAAAUGGUUGCUUGCAUUGCUAUUGAAGCAAUAUCCAUAUUGGAGAAGAUGCACUCUAGAGGUUAUGUGCAUGGAGAUGUAAAGCCUGAAAAUUUUCUUCUCGGUCCUACGGGAACUCCUGAUGAAAAAAAAUUAUUUCUUGUUGAUCUUGGAUUAGCAACUAGGUGGCGAGAUAGUUCAUCGGGUUUGCAUGUUGAAUACGACCAGAGGCCGGAUGUUUUUAGGGGAACAGUCCGUUAUGCCAGUGUACAUGCUCAUUUAGGUAGAACUUCUAGCAGGAGAGAUGAUCUAGAAUCUCUUGCAUAUACACUUGUUUUCCUUCUUCGAGGACGUUUGCCUUGGCAAGGAUACCAGGGAGAGAACAAAGGGUUUCUUGUUUGCAAGAAGAAGAUGUCAACAUCUCCAGAUACCUUGUGUUGCUUCUGUCCGAUGCCUUUCAAACAGUUUGUUGAAUAUGUGGUCAACUUGAAGUUUGAUGAAGAACCUAAUUAUGCAAAAUACAUUUCUCUCUUUGAUGGUAUUAUUGGUCCAAAUCCAGAUAUCCGUCCAAUUAACACAGAAGGCGCGAUGAAGCUUAUUUAUCAAGUUGGUCAAAAGAGAGGCCGGUUGUCUAUGGAUGAGGAGGAAGAUGAACAACCAAAGAAGAAGGUUCGUUUGGGCAUGCCUGCGACGCAAUGGAUUAGUGUUUACAAUGCUCGUAGACCUAUGAAGCAAAGGUAUCACUAUAAUGUGGCAGAUGCAAGGCUUGUGCAGCACAUUGAAAAAGGAAACGAGGAUGGCUUAUUUAUUAGCAGUGUAGCUUCCUGUCAAAAUCUAUGGGCCCUUAUAAUGGAUGCUGGCACUGGAUUCUCUGCACAAGUCUAUGAACUCUCUCCCUAUUUCCUUCAUAAGGAAUGGAUAAUGGAGCAGUGGGAGAAGAACUAUUAUAUCAGCGCAAUUGCAGGUGCUACAAAUGGAGGCUCCUUAGUAGUAAUGUCAAAGGGUACUUCUUAUUUGCAGCAGUCAUACAAAGUGAGCGAGUCCUUUCCUUUUAAGUGGAUAAACAAAAAAUGGAGAGAGGGUUUCUAUGUCACCUCAAUGGCCACUUCUGGCAGCAGAUGGGGAGUUGUUAUGUCUCGUGGUGCUGGAUUUUCUGAACAGGUUGUUGAACUUGACUUCCUUUACCCCAGCGAAGGCAUCCAUCGCCGGUGGGAUUGUGGUUAUCGAAUAACAGCAACUGCAGCAACUUGGGAUCAGGCUGCUUUUGUUCUUAGUGUGCCAAGGAGGAGGCCAGCAGAUGAAACACAGGAAACUCUUAGAACUUCAGCAUUCCCUAGUACUCAUGUCAAGGAGAAGUGGGCGAAGAAUCUUUACAUCGCUUCCGUUUGUUAUGGACGAACAGUUUCAUGAGCUUCCCUGUUCAUUUGUUUGGGAUCGUUGAAGAUUUAGGCCUGUCAAACUCUCUGCUAGUUGUCCGUCCGGUAAAAAGCUGUAACUCUCAGUCGUCUUAAGUUGGUCUGUUGUGUGUAGGCUUAGAGAAAUUUUUUACCAGUACAGGCUUUAAUUAAUAGUAAUUAAAUAUAUUAGUUUCUAGUUGAACUUGGAGUUACGCCCCUCCAUUGUGUGGAAUUUCUCUUCUACUGGUGUCCCGAAAGCCCAAAAUGAUGGGUCUGUUAACUCUGUAUAGUCUCGAUUAAUAAACGUUUAGGGCUGAUGCAAAUGGCAAGUUUCUCCUAUUUAUUUGCUU
Messenger RNA from Durio zibethinus, 2981 nucleotides. Lineage: Eukaryota; Viridiplantae; Streptophyta; Magnoliopsida; Malvales; Malvaceae. The record is from RefSeq and is a predicted model, not a curated record.